CUACAUUAUUUAUGUCCGAUUAAAUCACGGACACAAACUACAACAGAAAGAUGAAGGCUUUGAGCAUCGUCUGCUUUGCAUGUUUUCUCUUCUUUUAUGACACGGAAGGUGCUGGCAUUGUGACGCAAUUAACAUUGGCCGAGCAUGCUCUACGAUACUUUGAUCCAGAACCAGAGAAGAACUAUUCACAGAUAAUCAAUCAGCAUAAGACAGCAUUCUUCGGUGGAACCCCGUACCCGGACGCGUAUUACAAUGAACUCUGUGAAUUUGGGAUGUUUUCGAACAUAUCAGAUGACACUAAAUCAGGUCCAUUUUUGAAUGCGACCAUCAACUACAUAAAUAAACGUCCGAAGCCAUGGGACAAGGCGACUGAGCAGUUGUUUUCUUUCAUGAUGGGCAUGAUGUCUAAUCAGGUUUCCGAUUCCUUGUGGACAAGUCUGGGCGUAGAGCAGGGCUUCCUCUCCACGAUGGGAUAUACAAACUUCCACGGUUCGGUCCAUAAAGCAAGAAAAGCAGGCAACUUUGGUGGAGACAUUGUCGUUGUGUACCUUCUAAGUGUUUUCGACGAAAUUGACGAAUGGUACGUCCCUACUGACGAUCUGUAUGAAAUUUACAAGGAGUUUUAUGGUUCCGUCCAAAUCGACAAGUCGUUAAUAGAGUCGUGUUCAGCACUCGCUCUGGUUACGGCGUAUGCAGAAAUUACGGGAAAUGCUGAGUUGUUUACAGUGGUAGCGGAUACGACGGAUUUCCUGGUAGACAAUCUGAUGGACUAUUUCCAAGGCGGCCUAAUGGAUAUGGCGGCAUGGACAAACAGGAUGUGGCACGACGCCAUCACUAUGAUCGAAAACGGCACCAGUGCGUGCAAAAUCCCACACAACCCCCUUUUCAUCAACUGUUCUAAGAAGCAUGACACGGCAGGGUCACACUCCCCGACCCUCCCGAGACCAACUACCACCCCCUAUACAGGGGACCUGACAAUCAAAGACUUCAGGAUAGAGAAAUCCGACAGGGGCAUCAGCAUAAGACCAGGACAAAAACUAAAGACUAGAUUAAAAGAGCUGAAAUCUCAUGCGAGUGCAGUGAAGGAUGCAAAGUCUGAGAGUAACAAGCUGAAGGACGAUUACCACUGGAGAGUCUUUUUUGAGGACCAAAAUUAUGGGUCUCUGCUGGGAAAGUCCCUUGCCGCGGCUGACGUUGAUGGGGACGGUAACGUAGACGUUGCUAUUGGAGCUCCAGGAUUCUCCCACAAAGAAAACAUCAUGGCGGGAAGGGCCUACAUUCUCUACAAUUCUAAAAAUGGAUAUCCGAAAGGAUAUUACUACGAUAGCGUAAAUAUUAAUAAUGCAACUCUGGGAUAUAACGAAAUAUUUGACGGAGAGAAGGAGAAACACUCUCGUUUCGGGUCCUCGGUGGCUUUGCUGGAUGUUAAUCUGGAUGGUAAUGUGGACUUGGCGGUCGGCGCCAGCUCAUACGGAGACUCAGGUCCCUUGGACUAUAACGGCAAAGUUUACAUAUACUUUGGCACGGGAAAAGACAGAAAAUGGACCCAGAAACCAGACAUCAUUCUGACUUGUCAGUCCAAGUACUGUAAUCUUGGUUACUCGCUGACCGCGGUGGAUGUGAAUCAAGACGGGCACCCAGACCUUGUCAUGGGCACCCCUCAUUACAGCCAGGGCAACCUCACCCAGAACGGAAUGGUGGCCAUUCUCCAGUCCAAGGCCAUAAGUUCUGGUACUACCAUCCCUGUGGAAUCUCUGGCAAGGAAGAUAUACGGGGACCAGUCCUAUGGUUGGUUUGGUCAGCGAUUAAGCGGGAAAAAUGGCGUGCUUUUAGUGAAUGAGCCCUACUUUAGAAUUUGCGAAGACCCAUCAUGCCCCGGGUUUUCUGAAACGGACAAACAAGCCGUGGGCAGAUUACACGUGUACAGCUUCGACACGAGCUCCCCAAUGACCAACAUGUCCAUUGCUGGGCGGGACGCCAACGACCUCGCGGGUCAGAGCACUGACUUUGGCGAUCCCUUCGGUAACGGUUCAUUGGUUUUAGCCGUGGGGGUACCCGGUGCUGAUGUGGAGGGGGAAAUUUUCACGUUACCGAACGAAUUGACGCAAGCUGGCAAAGUCAUACUUCUGAAAGUAGAAAAAGGACAACUCACAGAAAUUGCCAACUACGAAAGUGAUCGACGAUACAGUCGGUUUGGAUUCAGAGUUAAUUUUGCCGACGUUAACAGCGACAAAAUCGACGAUUUAUUGAUUGGAAGUCCCUACCGGAACGACGACCCGUCCAAUCUGUUCAGCCUUGUAUUUGAUGGGAAGACUUAUGUGUUCCAUGGCGGAGAGAAGUUUCCGGUCGGAAACGUCACCAAAAGGCAUUGUAAAAAACAAUCGCCAUGUCCUGAUCAUAACGCAAAUAGAACCUAUGCCUCCUUCCUGUCUGAUAAGAACUAUUUUGGAGAUAAUUUCGUCACUUUGCCCUCGUUGAAUGUGACCCAGUUGAUAGUUUCGGCCUCCAUCUGUGCGGAUGUUUUAGAAGACUUUGGAACCUACUCAAGUUUUGUUUACGUUUUUGAUACGGGCAGCAAGCCGGGAGAUGGUUGACAUUUAUUAGACAUCUUGUAUGGUUAGGUUACUUCACUUAGAACUGAGGUUGAGCACAUCAAAUAAUGACCAGCACUGACAGUUACACAAAAUGCACAGUCAAUCUCUGUUACUUUUGUAAAUAUGUCAAUCAUUGAAUAAAAACGGACUCAAAAAUA
Molecule: messenger RNA, 2752 nt
Organism: Magallana angulata
Lineage: Eukaryota; Metazoa; Mollusca; Bivalvia; Ostreida; Ostreidae
Product: phosphatidylinositol-glycan-specific phospholipase D-like
Exons: 24
Coding region: 51-2594 (847 amino acids)
Cellular component (GO): extracellular region; extracellular matrix
Molecular function (GO): GPI anchor phospholipase D activity
Source: RefSeq, a predicted model, not a curated record